This is a messenger RNA of Alternaria hordeiaustralica, 3225 nucleotides long. RefSeq lists its product as uncharacterized. The record is from RefSeq and is a predicted model, not a curated record. Lineage: Eukaryota; Fungi; Ascomycota; Dothideomycetes; Pleosporales; Pleosporaceae. The transcript has 5 exons. Bases 1 to 3225 code for a protein of 1074 amino acids.
AUGUAUUCCAUGUUCCUGGUCCACGCUCUUCUCCUCAUUGUACUGUCCUAUCUUCCCGUCGCCCACCAUGUCUCUGACGUGUUGUUUCGCCAUGUUCUCCACAUCAAUAUCUUCGAGUUUGAGCUGCAAAAGCAUCCCUCUGAAGACAUCGUUGCCCUUCUGCGAAUAAACGCACUCUCUGCCUUACUCGCCCCACUAAUAAUCUACAUCUACUCCCUUUACUUUCCUUCUCGCCAUUCCGGCAAGGACCGCCCAUCAGAUUUCUCGAUCGACAUCACAUGGAUCGUACGAUCUCUUCAUGGGAUGCGAGUCUGGUGUUUUGGCAAGAAGAAACCCCAGACACUGUCUCUCUCCGACUGCAAGCAGUUCUACAGGAGCUUCUCGAAGAUGGUAGAUCUGUCAGACGCGAGGAAGAAAGCCUCCAAGAUGUCGCGGAAAGACCUCCACCGGAUCAACCGGAACAAUGUCAGUCGUUGCCUUCAUAAUAGCAAGAUUCGCCUGGACCGGGAAAAACUUGAAAAGAUCCAGCACGCCUUGGAAAACAAGAAGCUUUCACUGUCGGUUACUGCAUUGAACGACGUCAUCAACUCUCUCUUCUCCGAUCUCAUCAAUCCUUCAACCUACGAUUCACUACACACUUCAAACCUGGACAAGCUCAAACAAGUACACGAGUCUGUUACACGGUCCGAUACGACUAAAGAUACCCGGAUCCGUACACUUGUGGCCGGUCACAACGACGUGUCGGAAGAUCUUCGCCACAAGAAUGCGGAGCUCGACAUCGCUCGGACCGAAGCAUCUGAUCAAAAGGAUGACUGCCAACGAUUGGAGGCGCGACUGCAAAAGCUGGCCGACAACAAGUCAAAAAUCGAAGAGUCAUUUCGCAAAUGUAGGUACGACCUGCGGCAGGCUGAGUUCAAUCUCACCGAGAGUUCUCGAAGAGUGGCGAAUCUCGAGACUCAAAUUGAGCGAACGCGUAUGUCCGCACGAGAUGCCGACGAGCGCGCAGAAAGUAUCAACGACGAACUUCAGGAUGCCAACCGCCAGCUGAGAGACUCCGAGCGCGAACGUGCAAAGCUUGAGGCCGAGUGCGAUCGACUUCAGACUGAGUUGAAGACAAGCAAAGAGCAGUUGAACGGUGAAGCGGGUCUUGAGAAGAAGACCCACGAUCUGAACGCUGCUCACGAGCAGAUUCACCAGCUACAAGUCGAUGUUUCCCAUCUCAAAACUCAACACGCCAACGCCGUUGCCGACAAGGACCGUGAAGUUAGCUCCCUCAAAGAGCACCACGCAGCCAUCAUCUCCAGUAACGACAAGGACCAACAGGAAGAGGUCAAGAGCCUGCGCACCCAACUCACUGCGACGAUCACUGCGAAGGAUACGGAACUCGAAGUAUCACGCGCUCGACACCUUACUGCCAUCAAGCUCAAAGACGCUGAGCUCAAAGCCGCCAUCGUCGCUCGAGACAGUAUUCAGUCGGAGUACCUUUCCAAUCAGCUCGCUCACGUAAACCUGCAAAAAGACGAAGACGCCAAGAAGCUGGAACGUCUACGCAUUGAACAUUCCACCACUAUAACCCGCAAAAACGAAGAGCUCGGCAUCGCCGUAUCUCGCCAUGACGAUGCAAUGCGUGAGCUCCGUGGACAGUUCGACUUGGUCACUCAGCAAAAGGAGGACGAAGCCAAUAAGCUGAAAGACUUAAGCAUCGAGCACACGGCCGCCAUGGCCCUCAAAGACCAAGAGCUCGACACCAUUGCGUCUCGCCAUGAAAGCCAGAUGCAGGAGCUGCGUGAAGAGCUCCAUCUGGCUAAGGAACAAAAGGCCAAUGAAGCUAAGAAGCUGCAACACUCACGCUCCGAGCAUGCUACCGCGAUCAAUCUCAAGAACGCAGAGCUGCAGGAAGCACACUACGAACUCGUCAUCGCCAUCUCUGGCAAGGAAUCAGAGAUCGGCACACUUCACACAAAACACGCCGCCGCCAUCUCUGGCAAGGAAUCAGAGAUUGGCUCACUCAACACCGAGCACGCCGCUACUAUCGCUCGCAAGGAUGCCGAGCUCAAGAAAGCCCACGACGACUACGCCAUCGCCAUCUCUGGCAAGGAAUCAGAGAUUGGCUCAAUCCACACCGAGCACGCCACUGCCAUCUCUGGCAAGGAAUCAGAGAUUGGCUCACUCCACACCCAACACACCGCUGUCAUAGCCCGCAAAGAUGAGGAGCUUGAAGCACUGCGUAAAGACCUCGACAUGGCCAAGCUCAACAAGCAACCAUCCUCAACCGAUGGUCUGAAAGUCCUUGUCGAUUCACAGCAAGAGACAAUCCUUUCCAUGACAAAUGAGUGGAAUGCAGUCUACGGCAUCAUCGAAAACGUCAACAUGUGCCUGCCAUCCGUCCUGAAGAGGUUGGGCAAGCCUUUGAACGAUCGCCUUCCAGAGAUAAGGGCCAGAAUGCGACGCGACUCUGAAUUCAGGCCUGCGGAGCACCUGGGUGACCUUGAGACUGCGAUGAAGAUACGUCGUGGACGGUAUGAGCUGGAAGGAACGUUCGAUCACCAGUGGGAGUUCUUGAAGAAGUUUGUUCCUGCACUUGUGGAGGCUCAUCCCGACGUCAAAGAGCUGGCUAAGGCCAUUGAUGACACUUUUGACCGGCUUGAGGAGCAGGUGGUCCAACCCACCAAGGCGCCUACAAUCGCGCCCGCCCCAGCGAAGGCGACCCCAGAGAAGCCCCCGAAAGAUACAUGUGCCUGCAAGUAUCGUUUCUUGGUGACGGAUAGCCAGGAUGCCUGCCGCGACCAUCUCGACGGGUGCGAUGACUUCGCGAAAUGGACCCCCGAGAAGAAGAAAAGCCUUCUGGGUAAGCUCGGUUUGACUGGCUACCAGCAGCCGAAGCAGACAAAGCCGAAGGCAGAGUCGAUUACGUGCUGGCACUGCGAGCGUGAAUUCGACAAAGCACACGGGCAAUGGUUCCACGGCUCUCAUGUCAAGGUCUGCAAAAGGGGCGCCCCCAGCUUCGAUGAUGUCCCCGGCUCGAGCACACCAGGACCGAAGACUCCCGUCACCACACCUUCCAGACGCGCCCCCGUGAUCGAGCACGGCUGGCAGAAUACCGGGUCAGCGAAGAAGGCAGAGACAUCAGACUUUGUUUCUAGUGGCAUGGGAAGCAGCAAGUACCUGGGAUUCCGUGACUUUGGCUACAGCAGUGAUGAGGGUAUCGGUGUCUUCCUGGACUAG